AUGCAGUAUUCCACACGGCUGUACCCGCUCGCUCACAUCCCCAGCAGCACGGAAGGGGUCCCGCGUCCCUCCCCAACUGGCGCGAAGCCCCCGAANCGUGACCCCGAUAGACCCUUCGGCCAACCUCGAGUGCCCCGCUGGGUCACUGCCCUGGAGCGGCAGGUGUUCGACUUCCUGGGCUAUCAGUGGGCACCCAUCCUGGCCACCUUUGUCCACAUUGUCGUGGUCAUCCUGGGGCUCUUUGGCACCGUCCAGUACCGGCCUCGCUACAUCGUGGUGUACGCUGUGUGGGCGGCCGUCUGGGUCACCUGGAAUGUCUUCAUUAUCUGCUUCUACCUGGACGUGGGGGGACUCGCGAAGGACAGCGAGCUCCUGACCUUCAACCUCUCCCGGCACCGCUCCUGGUGGCGUGAGCAUGGCCCGGGCUGCCUGCAUGAGGAGGCAGAGGCUGGCCUUCAGCCCCCUGAUGGCCAGGCCUUGCUGCCAGGUGUUGGCUGUGCCCUGGAGCAUGGCUACGCUGAGGCCCUGCACAGCGCCUUGCAGAUCCUGGUGGCGCUCGUGGGCUUCGUCUACGCCUGCUACGUGGUCCGCGUUUUCACCGAAGAGGAGGACAGCUUUGAUUUCAUUGGUGGAUUUGACCCAUUUCCUCUCUACCAUGUCAAUGAAAAGCCUUCCAACCUCUUGUUCAAGCAGGUGUACUUAAGCUGCAUCCAGGACCCUGUGCACCCCAUCUCCCCCUGCUCAGGGUGAGGGUGCCUGGGCUGCUGGCCACCUCCUCUCAAGCAGCCUUUGCCAGGUCCCACACAGUCCUGAAAUGCGGGGUCCAAGAGCUGGCUGGGGGUCUUGCUCCCCGUAGAGCUGUACUUCCUCCGUCCCACCCAAGCCCUCGGACACAGUCCUGCUCUUCCUGUAGCCAUCCCCUGGGCACUGCGGCCCUCUUGGUAGCCGCACCCUUUCUACCGCUAAGUGAAGGCCCAUCUCAGCCAAGGCCGACGGGGGGUAGGUAGCAAGCGUCCCAUCCCAGUAACAGGAGAGCCCUCCCUCGGGCCCCGGAGCCAGGGCAGAGUAUGAGAGCAGGCCACCCCGGGCACACGAGGCUCGGAAGGAGUUCACCAGGCUGGGCGGGCCUCUGGAUCUCCCUACAGCCGUUGGAGCCUGGGUGGCCAGGACCUGGGCGGGGGGGGGGCACUCACACACCCCAGGUCCGUGGCCCAGAGGUGUCUGCUGACACAGGGCGGGGCCAGGCCGAGAAGCGCCGCCCCCUUUCAAAGGCCAGGAAGCCCUCGUCUGCUGGGGUGUUGUCCCUUUUGCAUGUGGGGCUCUCCGAGGCAAGAGGGCACGGUGGCCCCUGCUGACUGCUGGCUGCCCCAGCCUUCC
Ailuropoda melanoleuca (giant panda) is the source of this 1377-nucleotide messenger RNA. It is a transcript of the gene NKAIN4, whose product is annotated as sodium/potassium transporting ATPase interacting 4. Gene Ontology annotation, biological process: regulation of sodium ion transport. Lineage: Eukaryota; Metazoa; Chordata; Mammalia; Carnivora; Ursidae. The transcript is spliced from 8 exons. Bases 1 to 750 code for a protein of 249 amino acids. The record is from RefSeq and is a predicted model, not a curated record.